This is a messenger RNA of Zophobas morio, 968 nucleotides long. RefSeq names its product E3 ubiquitin-protein ligase MARCHF2-like. The coding region runs from base 97 to 966 and encodes 289 amino acids. NCBI's taxonomy places the organism in Eukaryota, Metazoa, Arthropoda, Insecta, Coleoptera, Tenebrionidae. Gene Ontology annotation, biological process: protein ubiquitination. The record is from RefSeq and is a predicted model, not a curated record. The transcript is spliced from 2 exons. Gene Ontology annotation, molecular function: zinc ion binding; ubiquitin-protein transferase activity.
ACCAAACGUCAAAUAAAUUUUUGAAUUACAUAACGCGCGCUUUGCUGCACUAAUCAAUACAAAAAGCGACACGUCUGACAAUUUCGGCUUCGUGCAAUGAAAAGCGGCGACCAAAAAGCCCCUGAAUGCAACACCUGCCUAGAACCAAAAAUCUCUGUAAUCUCACUCCAAUGUCGCAUUUGCUAUGAAAAUGAAAAAAACGAACCAUUAAUAGCCCCCUGCAACUGCAAGGGCACGGUUGCCUUCGUACAUCAGAGCUGCCUUGAGAGAUGGUUCAACGAGUCAAAUACAACAAAUUGUGAACUUUGCCAUGUUGUGUUUCGGACUGAACGCUUACCAAAAUAUACACCGAGACAGUCGAUCUGGCGUUGGGUGAGAACUCACAGAGCUCCUAGAGGCAUUACAAGAGGAGUACGGAGUGAUAUCAUUGCAUGUACUGUAAUAACUCCGGUGGCUAUCAUUAUUACGUAUGCAUGCCUGUAUUCGUCUGAUUAUUACAAUGAAAAGAAAUUUGUGUUGCUGCCUGCUGCUCGGUGGACUUCAUUGUCGUUACUUAUAAUGAUCGGGAUCAUGUUGAUUGGAUACUAUUUAUGGGUCUAUUCAGUUAUUAGAAUGCAUUCAAGAAUGUGGUAUAACUGGUGGCAGAGGGACUGUGUAGUAAGGUAUAUUCCACCAAGUAAUACACAGAUUUGCUGUCACCCUCCUGCAGAAGUAGCUAAUUUAGAUGCUGCUGCAUCGACUGCGCUGUUACUUGAAAUACCAUCUGCUGAAAACAAUGAAAGUGAAAGUUUUACCAGUAUACAAGAGGUUGGAAGUGAUUCUGAAGUUUCAGAAGAGUCUGAAGAAAAAAUUGAGAAUGAAGUUGUUGCAGUUAACAUCCCUGAAGAAGAAAUUAUUACUAUUGACAUCCCUGAGGAAGAAAUAUCUCAUGAAAAUGCAGACAAAGAAACAAAAAGUGAGAUAUAAAU